CUAAGAAUUUGAGUGUCUUUUCAUUGCAUUCCAUUCCAGCAACAUUUAGCAUUCAGUUUACAUUACUUUUUCAUUGCAGUUUGCAUUUUACUUAAAAAAAUAAUUCAAUAAAAAUUUAAAUACCUUCCACAAAAGAGCCAACAAGCAGCAUGGACGACUACGAGGAUCAAAGUGUCGUAAGCGAAGUGAGUCGCGGGAUGAUGGCCGGCGGUGGCGGUGGCGCCCAUCACGGUCGCGCCGAAAACACCACUUCCUUUGGUGCUGUAAAAGUUGGCGGUUGGCGAUAUGAGGACUCCACACGUUACAUCGGUGAAUGGGAUCAGCGCGGCCAGAAGCAUGGUAUUGGUCAUUUACAAUUUCCCGAUGGCACACGUUACGACGGCCAAUUCACCGAUGGACUGAGUCAUGGCCUCGGCUGUCUAUGGUUCUCCGAUGGCGCUAAAUACGAAGGUGAAUUUAUGCAUGGUUGGUUCCAUGGUCAUGGCAUAUUUUGGCGUUCCGAUGGCAUGAAAUUCGAAGGCGAAUUUCGUGGUGGCAAAAUCUGGGGACUCGGCUUGUUGACUUUUCGCGAUUUCACAAACGGCUUUCCGCGCAACGAAGGCUUCUUUCAAGGCUGUCGCCUGGUGCGCAAGCAACGCUGUCCGGACGUAGUGCAGCGCGCGCAAAAAUGUGCGCUUAUGGCGCGUUCGCUGUGUGACCAUCCGUAUUAGCCUUAAGCAUGCAUGCACACAUGUACAAAACAUACGACAUAAUAUACCUACAUAUACAUACUUAUCUGCAUAUGCGUAUACAUACAUACAUAUGUAUGUACGAGUACGUGCCCAUAUCAGUCGGUUCUAUGGUACCGCACCGAAGUGGACUCCAACUGUUAUGUCCACAAACACACUACCAGAUCUUUCGCAAAAAGUACACACGUUUUUGAAAUGCUACUCACUCUCGUAACAACAACAAAAAUAAAUAAUGUUCAUUUUAUCGUUUACGAAUAAACGUUGAGGA
This is a messenger RNA of Bactrocera dorsalis (oriental fruit fly), 996 nucleotides long. It is a transcript of the gene rtp, whose product is annotated as MORN repeat-containing protein 4 homolog. The coding region runs from base 150 to 710 and encodes 186 amino acids. The record is from RefSeq and is a predicted model, not a curated record. NCBI's taxonomy places the organism in Eukaryota, Metazoa, Arthropoda, Insecta, Diptera, Tephritidae. The transcript is spliced from 3 exons.